Closterium sp. NIES-65 is the source of this 2550-nucleotide messenger RNA. Lineage: Eukaryota; Viridiplantae; Streptophyta; Zygnematophyceae; Desmidiales; Closteriaceae. The record is from the annotation of a GenBank genome assembly.
AUGAGCAAGAACCCCUUUCCCACAGGAAGCACCAAUGCCACAACUCGACCUUUGGAGCUCGUGCACAGCGACAUCAUGGACCUGGGUGAUGCUCACCCUUCCCUUCGCUAUGUGCUGACGCUCAAGGACGACUACACCAACUACGUGUGGGUGGCGCCGUUGGCUCGCCGGUCCGACAUGGCUGCAGUUUUCUCGGCUUGGCACCGUGAGAUGAAGACCAAGCUGCCCAAGAUGCCGCUGGCUGCCUUGCGCACGGACAACGGGGGGGAGUAUACAUCAAACGCAUUCACGGAUUACCUGAGUUCUCACGGUAUCAAUCACCAAACGUCUUUACCACAUACGCCACAGCAGAAUGGAGUCGCCGAACGGGUUAACCGCACACUCAUGGACCGAGUGCGAGCAAUGACUACCGGGGCCAGCCUUUCCUCCAAGUUCUGGCCUUAUGCACUGGGAUAUGCGGCAUGGUUACACAACCGCAUCAGCUGCAGCAGCAACCCAUCCGCACACUCACCAUACUUCAUGAUGAUGGGAAAGGCAGCAGAUGUCUCCAUGGCCAGAACCUUCGGAUGCCUCUGCUACUUUCUCCCUCCCCAAGGCAGCUUUGGGAAAUUUGAACAACGAGGACGGGCAGGCAUGUUUCUCGGCCUCUCUAACUCACGAAAAGCAUGGAUCGUACGGGACUUGGCAAGCGACGUUGACACGGACACACGCUCAGCUCGCUUCUUUGACGACCUCAUGCUCCCGGACGCCGAGUCUCUGCUCGAACGCCAACGGUACAUCGAUGAAGUCUCACCUCAUAUCUCGGAAUGGACCUCCGGGGGAGAGGACGUUGGAUCAGCAUUCGACUCUUUUCCCGCAUCUCUCACUUCCUCCACGUCAUCUUCUGACGUCUCUACAGCAGAACAACAUGGACCUACGACCAAUGACGCAGCUCAAGAAGACCCACCAGCAGCUACUGAAGCUGAUAUAGGAGAAGAGACAGGGGAAAGUGACUUACCAGCGGCAGGCAUCUCUGUUUGUGAAGGUGCAGACAACAACGAACCAGAAAAUGACGCAGGUCAUCUAUACAACUAUGCCUACCCACCCGAUGGGAUCCCGCUGGCUGCUCCUGACGUGCCACCAAGGCGGGUUCACUUCAACCCAACAGUGACAGUACUUGGAGGAGAAGGACAAGGGAUGGACAAAAUGACAGGACUGGACGUACUGUUUGGGAGGCGGCAGGCAGGACAAACAUUCACACGAUUUCCCAACGUGCAGCAGCAGAACGUACUGGGAUGUGCAGCAACCGACGUCCCCAUAGUGGAGCUGACAUACAAAGAACCAAAAACACUUCACGAAAUAACCAAGGACCCGUACGCACCUCUUUGGCAAGCCGCUGUGGAUGCAGAAUUGGCCAAGUUCGAUGACCUGGAUGCAUACGAAGUGGUGGACAGAGCGGACGUACCAAAAGGAACACCAGUGCUGUCGGAAGGAGUCGUUCUACGGGACCCAGUGUGGCUACUCACUUACGUUGACGACAUCCUCAUCCAGUCUCAUGACGCAGAAGGCAUUGACGCUGUGAUUCAACACUUGAAGCAGCACUUUACCUUAACGGUCAGCAAGACCAUGACACAGUUUUUGGGGCUCAACGUCGCCGCGGACAAUGACUCGAUCGCACUCGGACUCACAAAGUACAUCUCACAGGCUUUGGCGACAUUCGGGAUGGAGGGCAGCCGUUCCGGAGUUCGGACACCGAUCGCCAAGGAACCUGGACCACAAGGAGAACCACCGGACGAGAUUGAUGGUCAAUUGGUGCUGAAACAAGUUGGGACAUUGCUGUACAUCUCAACAGCAGGGCGGCCGGACAUAACAUAUGCGGCGCAUGUGCUGGCCAGGCAAGCAAGCAAACCAACAGCAGCGUCAGUGCUUGGAAUCCACCGGGUGUUCAACUACUUACAGAACACUGCAAACAUGGGGCUGGUGUAUGGAGGAGGAGACUUGGUGCUCCGUGGAUAUACGGACUCGGAUUAUGCGAACGAAGAGGGGCGUCACUCAGUUGGAGGCUACGUGUUUACCUUGGGAGGAGCUGCUGUCAGUUGGAGGACCAAACGACAAACGGUCAUUGCGACAUCAACAGCUGAAGCAGAAUACAUUGCACUGUUUGAAGGAGCAAGGGAAGCCACAUACCUUCGCCGCUUGUGUGAAGACCUCGGUUUUCAACAGCAAGAACCUACCGUCAUCUUUGUGGAUAACCAAAGCGCCAUUGCGCUUGCAACCGGGGAGCAGAUGAGUCAACGUAUCAAGCACAUGGACGUACGUUACCAUUGGACGAGGAAGGCCGUUCGCGAUGGCGUUGUGCGGCCGGAGUACUGCCCAACAACUCAGCAAGCUGCGGAUUAUCUUACCAAGCCCCUCACAGCGAAACAACAUCUCACCUGCAGCCACUUGUGCGGUCUCCAACCUAUUUCACAUGUAACACCAUCUGCACCCAGUACUCACAUUGAAGCUGCUGGAGCUGCACUCUCAAGUCCGGGCUUCUCAAGGGGAGCUGAACAACACGGCAUCACGUAA